CUGGAUGACAGAGUUGUUGGCAACAGCUGUGCUGUAUUAGGUCAGCACGUGACACUGAACGCAUCAGCACCAUUUCCAGAGAAAAGUGGAAUUAUUGUUCAUGUAAAUGUCAUUUAUCGACGAUAUGAAAGAAUAGAAGCUGACAUGAUGUAGACGAAAAGAUAAUGAAUGCAGAAGAAUUUCUGUCUCUAGAAUUAAACAUAGAUCCUAUAGAUAGCCAUUUAAUAUUAGAUAAAAUGGAGAAUGACAGAUACGAGGACGAAGCGAGUGACAGACGUGACGGGGUCGAAUCAAGUGACAGAUGUGACGAGGAUGGGUCGAGUGAUCGACGUGAUACAGAAGAGGAACCUGAUUCACCCCUCGUCCCAAAACAACUCACAUCAACACCGAUAAAAGUUAUUGAGGAUGAAAAUGAAACACCACGAGAAUUUGAUCCUUACAACAACACAGAUCAGUUUGAUGAUGGUGAUGAGACUGGAUCAAAUAGUGCUUCAUUAUAUAGUAGUCCAAGUCAUCAAGACAUUCCUACUAUCACGAUCACACCAGAAUCUGAUCCAAUAGAACCAGAUCAGCUGAGAGUUCCUAUAUUAGGGCAUGAGGUCAUGGAAUCCAGAUCAAAAUUUACUGUUUAUAAAAUUGAAAUAGAAAGAGAUGGCUUUGAUAAAUGGUUUGUAUUUAGAAGAUAUAAUGAUUUUUACCAACUCCAUGAAAAGUUAAAAGAGAUCUUCCCCAAUUUUCGUCUUGCCUUACCUCCUCGUCGUUGGUUUCGAAGCAAUUACGACAAGGAAUUUCUGGAAGAAAGAACUCUGGGAUUGCAGGCCUUUCUCAAUAAUAUCACAGGACAUGGAGAUAUUUGUAAUUGUAAAUGUGUCCGCGAUUUUUUCUGUUUUGAUGAUCCUCCAGGACCACAUGAUAGUCUAGAAGAAAGCAGGGCAUUAUGUGAGAAUUUAGAAGAAACUGUUUAUAAUUUAAGAAAGGAAUUAUCAGAGAAGGAAGAAGAAGUGGAGAUUUUACAAGAAGAAUUAAGUUUAUAUAAAAAUCAAGUGGAAAUAUUAUCUAGAGAACUGAGAGAAGCGAAGAGAGAUAGUACAUGUACGUCCAAAUAUGUUGCAACAUCACCUGGAUCGAAUCAACUCUCAUUGGCUGAAUGUGAUCAAGGAGGUGAUUCUGACCAAUCAGCCAGUAGCGAUAGCCACCUGACAGCAACAGAUAAAUCAGAUACAGAAGACACCAAGCAAGACAAAGUGUCGCCAUCUACUGGUAUAAAUAGGAUUCCGUUUAAAAAUAAAAUCUCUGUGCCGAUUGUAUCAACUGAUGUGUACAGUUCAUAAUAAAUCAUUCAUUUUUGUGGAAGUCAUCGUGUUGGAGAAUGCUAGAUUGAAAACGGUCUAGCACAAAUGGAUUGUGGGUUAGGGUUAGGGUAAAAUUUAGGUCUAGGAGUAGGGUUAGUGCUAGCCCUGUUUACAUCUCAAGAACCUUACCCUAACCCUAACCCACACUCCGCAUAAUGAGGUCAUAUGAUCUAGCGGUCUCCCCUGAGUUUUAAUUAUAGAAUACGAUACUGGUGUUUUAUCUCUGUCAUAUUUAGACGGAGGCCUGAUAUAAAAAGAUGUUUUUAUUUCUGCUGUAAAGGACGUAACUAGUGCUAGUCUCCGCUUCCAUGCUUGUCUAUUUAUCUGUGCUUUUUGAUUGGACAUCAGUUUGUGUCUGCAACUAACAUCACUACGCAUAACUUUGAACAAAGUUCAGGUUUUACUUUUUGUAAAAUUGAUGGAUAGAUUGAGAGACUUUUGGUAACUUUAUAACUAUUAUAGAUGGAUUUCGUGGUUCGUGUGGCACUGUGAAUAAAGGUUAUGGUUAGAGUUACCUCUCCUUAUAGUGUGUAUCCUUUGGACAACUUUAUAACUGUUUGAUAGAUACCAGGGUAGGUGCGGUCGCUGUAGUGCUGUGAAUAAAGGGCAUGGUUGGAGUACUUUUCCAUGUAGUGUCUAUCCUUUCGACAACAGUAUAACUAUUAGAUGCAUAUCACGGUAUGUGCGGAGCUGUAAAUAAAGAUGGGGUUUAGAAUUUGGCUGUUGGGAAAAUUGGGUGAACAGGUCCUCAUGUGUUGUGUUUGUUUUUUUUUUUCUUUUUUCAAUAAUUCUAGAAUCUUUCCCUCCAGUGAAUUUAAAUGAUUGUAAUUAAACAAUUUGAUGUGGAAAGGUGAUCUACAGAAUAGCAUGUUUUGAGAUGUAAUCCACAAAAACUCCAACUAACAUAAUCAGCAAAACUUAAAACUAAAAUAUUUCAAGGAAUCAGCCUUUUCAUUGAUUUUAUUACCUUGAAGAAGAAGAGAGUACCUCUCCGAACCGUUGGUUUAACAAUAUGAUGAUGAAAACAGUGUCGGUGUCGUGUGUUUAUCUACGUUAAUAUUUAUCUAGUGAAGGAUACUUCCGUAUCGGAUCCUUCGAUCCAUUGUUUUCAUAUUCCUGGUGGAUGCGGAUUCUACACAAGUUUUUCGUAGAAGAAGAGCUAGGAUUCUCAGCCAAUGAAAAAAGCUGAUUUAUUUUGUGGUUAAGGCCGCUGGUUUUCAGAUAUAAAUAAUUUAAUUGAGAAAGUCUGGUAAACCUGACAUUGACUAGAGUCCCGAAGGAAAACAAUUAUAUCGUGUGAACUGAAUAUUCGACCCAGGCAGCGGUUUAUGGUGCUUUUUUGUUUGUUUGUUGUGAAGUAUUUAGUACAUUGUUAAUUAAGUUUGAAGUUUGUGUUUGAUGGAGAUAUGUUGAUGAUAAAGUAGUGACAGAAAGAAAUUGGCAAUAAUAGCGAAAUACAGACGAGUAAGUAGCCACAGACGUUCCAGUAACAUCAGUGUGUCGAGGAGUUAUUGCUAGAGUCCUCGUUAAAAUCAUUUUCGACAAUCUGAUUAAAUUACAGAAACUACUUCGUUUUGUUUUUUAUAGUUCAAAAUUUUGUUUUACUUAUCUUUACUACACUAGGAUCUACACUUCGUUUCGUUUUUUAUAGUUCAAAAUUUUGUUUUACUUAUCUUUACUACACUAGGAUCUGGAAGAGUUGUUAUAUAACCCGCAUUCUGGAUGAUGUGAGGGAUUAGCCAAUGAAACGGUCUGUUACGACAAGUCUUUGGCGUGAGGUGCACGGAAUUGUGGGUAACCCACUAGAAACAUCAACACUGAUUGGGUAAUCAAAUGUCUAACGUCAUAGGGUCAAAAGCCUCCCACUACAACUGGUCAGAUCUUUAUGUAGUAGAGUCCAUCGAAAGUAUAAAAAAACGAAACAUAGAUCUGUAUUUUAAUCAGAUUGGUGUGUCGAGGAGUUCUUGCUAGUUAAUUAAAGUUAAAAUCAUUUUCUCAUUUUCGUAUUGUAUGUGAAAGUACAGAUCCUUUUUUUAUUCGUCUUUUUAGAAUUCAAAUUUACUUUUGAUUUUUCUUUACCAACGAAUCUGGAAGGAUUUUUAAAUAAACCACUUUCUUGUAGAUAUAAGAGAUUAGCCAAUGAAAUGGCCUGUUUUAAUUGAGCUUUAGGCCAAGUAUACACUGAAUCCAGGAGAAACAUUUAUAGAGCAGAAGUUCGGAAUACCUGACAACUCAUCCCAAAGACAACUUAUCCCAAGACAACUCAUCCCAAUAUAAGACAACUCAUCCCAAGAUAGAAGACAUCUCAUCCCAAGAUAAAAGACACCUCAUCCCAACUUAGUUUUGUUUGGUUUAAUACAUGAGUCGAGAUAUGAACAAUUUAUUAAAUAAUACAUUUUAUUACACAGAUGGAAUAGCUUGAACUGCGUGGAUCUAGUCUGCUUCUGUUGGUGUCUUCUCAAUUUCCUCUCAAGACACCAUUUUGAUCUGGGUUGGUAGCACAUUUUUAAAACAAAAUCAGAUUGGUCUGAGUUGUCUUCGAAGAAAGCAAUUGUAUUAACACAAAUAUAACUAGCACUUAUAUUUGUUGGGAUGAGUUGUCUUAUAUCUCGACCCAUGUUUUAAAGUUGGGAUGAGUUGGAUUUUAUCUUAGAAAGAAUUGUCUUCUAAAUUGGGAUGAGUUGUCAAAUAUUGGGAUGAGUUGUCUUUUUUGAUGAGUUGUCUUUGGGAUGAGUUUUCUGUAUAUGAAAAGUUUGAUAUAAAUAGUUUAUAUCAUUCAGUCAAAGUUAACCGUGUAAUUGCUCGCUAUCUAGUCAGAUAUAAUAUGUGCAGGAUUGGGUUACUAUUCCGUAGGUCGUUAUUAUUGAACAGGUACUGUGGUGGCGCCCCCAGUAAAACAGCCCAAUAUUUGUUUUUGACUCAUAUAAUAUAUUUACGAUAUUUGAUUAAAUACUUUUAUAAAUAGAUAUAUAUAGAGUACUUAUACUUUCAUUCAGUAUUCACAAAUAAAAACCUUUUUACUUAAUCUUUUAAAUACCUAUCAUAUCCUGCUUUCAUAGGCCUCAGAUUAGCAGACCAUGUUAAACUGACUGUGUCGAUAUGGAAUUGAGAAUUGAGGCCCCUGUUUCAGCUUGUGUACCCUCUAGAGGUCACAAUUUUUAUCCGAUUUGAAAAACCAUUUAAAUAUAUCACUUUUACGCACUAAUCAUGGUUGAGUUUGAAUUUCGUGAAAAUGGAACAGAAACUGCCCAACAAAAUGUCUUCUACUUGUACGCAAAUAGUGUAAAAGUUUGUAAUACCAAGGUUGUGAACCCUCUACAAAUCACAAUUUUUAUCCGAUCUUGAUGAAACUUAAAAUAUAUAUUUAUAUCCAAAAGAUUUUGGUUCUUUUCGAUAGUCGUGCCUUCCUGGAUAAUGGCCCCCUGAUUGUAAAACAAAUCACAUUUUUUUUUUUUACUUGUUCUCUAUCCAAAUCUUGCAAAAUGUGAGCAACUGCUGGUUAACUAUUAUAGCGAGAACUCUCAACUCUGUAUGUAAUCUUAUCUAAUACCCCUUUAAAGUGUGAAUUUCUCACUGCAUAAAUUGUUUAUUAAAGAUUGGUUAUUUUAUAUAUUUUUGGGUUUUUUCCACAUUUCUUGUGUUCCACAUUAUUACAAUGUAUGUUUGAUCUAUCUUUAGUUUUUUUUGUUUAAAUUGUAAUUCUUAAAGGGAAAUUAGGGCUUUUGGGGUUCUCACCAGUGGCAUGCAUGUUUCAUGAAAUUUUAACUAAAGUUAAAAUCCAAAUUUUAGUAGAUACUUCAAUUUUGAUUGGCUAAGCACUAAAAUCAAUCUAAUAUUAUCCAAUCAAAUUACUAAAAUUUGGAUUUUAUCUUAGUUAAAAUUUGGUGAAACAGGCCCCAGCUGGUAAAAUUGCUUGACAAAUGUUUGACAUAUAGUACUAUUUUACAAGUUUGAUUAUUAACCUAAAACGGUGGACACACUAGCCGAAUCGUUCGGCCGAAUCAAUCGGCGUCGAAAUUCGCCUAGUAUGUCCACUGUCAUUCGGCCGAAUGAUUCGGGCGAAUAGAAAUUCGGCCGAAUGAUUCGCCCAAAUCAAACAGGUUUGAUAUAUUCGGCCGAAUUAUAUUCGCCUGGUGUGUCCCCUUCGCCGAAGCAUUCGGCCGAAUAUAGAAUUCAUUAGCCAAUCAACACUCAUAUCGAGAAGUCACGUGAUAGAAUGAAGACAUAGACGCCACCAUGUUUAAUCAUGUGACGUGAAAGGUGAUGCAAUCGACAGGUUGAAUCGGGCGAAGCAUUCGGCUAGUGUGUCGACACAUUCGGCCGAUAAAAUUCGGCGCCCAUUGAUUCGGCCGAACGAUUCGGCUAAUGUGUCCACUGCUUAAGGUUAUAUAGAACCUGAUUUUAUUCAGGAUUAUUUACAUUGUACAUUGGUAAAAAGUGGGGGUUGGGUGGCCAAAUGGUUAACACGUGUAAUUCAUUGAGUCAAGUGGUGUGGUUUCGAUUCCCCGGUUGUACGUGACAAGGAGUAGGGUCACCUGUCCAACCUAAGGGUUUUUCUCUGGGUCCUCCCACUGCUAAAGACCCCUACAUGCAAGCGAAUUAUUGAAAUAAAAUUGAACCAUAUGUUAGUGGACGUAAAUCCCCAUUUCUCUCUCUUGGUAAAAAUGAUAAUACCUAUUUGAAGAUGUAUUAUAAGAGAGAGAGAGAAAUGGGGUUUAACGUCCACUCGACAAAAACUAGGUCAUUUCGGGACUCUACUCCUUGUCACGUACAACCGGGGAUUCGAAACCACGCCAGUCGACUCAAUGACAGACUUUAUGAUACAGCGCGCGCACGCUAACCAUGCAGCCAUCCAACCCCCCUAGAUGUAUUAUGUAAGAUUUAGAUUAAGAGCUGGCCGGUCUUGCAAAAAAUAGAUAAUGAAAAAUGAAUAUAUUGAAAAUUUGAUUCAAAUUACUUUAUUCCGGGCGAAGUUAUUAGUGUUUGGAGAUGUAGUGUAGAUUGUUUAUUAUUGUACCAACAUUAUUGGCUUGUUAUAUAAAUAAAUUUCUUAAUAAUAAUUUAUGUAAGCUUUGAAGCCCCCAAAAAAGACCUGCAAUAGGCAGAUUUAGCUCUUACAUAAUACAUCUGUAAAAAAAAUAGAAACAUUCUGGUGAGUUUACAUGUAUUAUCGUAGCAACAUUAUUGGCUUGUUAUACGAAUCAAUUUCUAAAUAAUAAUGUAUGUAAGCUUUGAAGCCCCAAAAAAGACCUGUAAUUGGCAGAUCUAGCUCUUACUUAAUGCAUCUUUAAAAAAUAUUAAAACAUUCUGGUGAAUUCUCAAUAAUGUGUAGGUCUUAUGUCAAUCUGAUUAAAACCCACAUCUUAUUUC
Molecule: messenger RNA, 6722 nt
Organism: Patella vulgata (common limpet)
Lineage: Eukaryota; Metazoa; Mollusca; Gastropoda; Patellidae
Product: sorting nexin-16
Exons: 9
Coding region: 165-1331 (388 amino acids)
Biological process (GO): endosome to lysosome transport; protein targeting to lysosome; early endosome to late endosome transport
Cellular component (GO): early endosome; late endosome; extrinsic component of endosome membrane
Molecular function (GO): phosphatidylinositol binding
Source: RefSeq, a predicted model, not a curated record